This is a messenger RNA of Clupea harengus (Atlantic herring), 2058 nucleotides long. RefSeq lists its product as uncharacterized. NCBI's taxonomy places the organism in Eukaryota, Metazoa, Chordata, Actinopteri, Clupeiformes, Clupeidae. Gene Ontology annotation, biological process: negative regulation of T cell proliferation; T cell costimulation; cellular response to lipopolysaccharide. Gene Ontology annotation, cellular component: external side of plasma membrane. The record is from RefSeq and is a predicted model, not a curated record.
UCAUUGUUGAAGACUGCAUCAACAUUUCUUGGGUCUUAUAUCUCAAUGUUGCUGCCAUAGGCAAUGUUGCGGUUACUGGUGCUGUUCUGGAUCUAAACUGCUGGUACUUUCCGAAAAAUGACGAUCUUGGCCGAGUGUGCCCGAUGUUUAUUAACCUAUACGCCGAUAGUUGCCGAAGCCCCGAAGAUAAUCCCGGUUUGAAACACCACAGAAGUCCCUUAUUUGACGGGUUGAGGGCGAGGGAGAGGGGAAAGAAUUUUAGACGAAAAACAAAAUUUAGGGUAGGCUUAGGGUAGAUAAGACAUUGUCUCCAUACCCCACCCCCUCUUAUUUAGGAUAUUUUGUGACGGAUUAUAGAUGUUUCACUGCGAUUAAGGACCAGACAAGAUGAACAUACUUAGUGUGGCAGUGUUUGGUGCCUUGUUUUGCACAGUUUUAUCUGCAACCAUCAAAGCGAAAGAGGAACAUCGGACAGCGUUCUUUGGGGAGGAUGUGCACAUCAGCAUCCCUUCACUGAGCAGCACUGAGGUGGUGUUCAAGUCAAGGGUCAUAGGGCAGCCAGAGGUUGUCCUGAUGCAGAAUGGAGCAAUGGUUCAAAACCGGACCAAACUCAACAUCCAGUUCAGCAACCUCAUCUUGGAGGAUGUUGGCGAGGAAGACGAGGGUCUAUACGUGGUGAAGAACACAAACGAUCCAACCCAUGUUAGGCAAAUCAAACUUAUCGUCAGAGAUUGUGCACUGGAGCAGACGGUGAAGUAUGGUGAUACCUACCACAUCCAUCUCCGUAAUAUUACCCUACCCAUGACUUUGGAGUUCCGCUAUGGUAUCACCCAUAUCAACCAGACCACAGAAUCUCCACCUGUGGUGCUCCUGAACCAGACCUCCAUCCCUGUGGAUGAGUACAAGGGCCGCUUGACUAUCAGGGCCAAGGAGGUUACCCUCCACAAGGUGACAGGCAUGGACGAGGGCAGCUACACCAUCCUAGACAGAGACGGAAAGAUCCGGAUGAGGACCUGUCUAAAUGUGAAAGGACACCAGAACUUUUACAAACUGGAAUAUGACGAGACUCUGAAGUUCAGCCUUUACCUGGACUACACUAAGGUCAGCCUGCUCUACACCAGAGACUCAGACCGCAAACCACGGGUCAUCUUGGACCAGGGUGAGCUGGUGGUUCCUAUGGACUCGACUUUGGAUGGGCGUCUCUCUGUGGUGGGUGCUGUGGUUAACCUGAAGCGGGCCCAUGUCAGUGAUAUAGGCCUGUUCAGGGUGAAGGAUCUGCUUGGCUUCCACAUUGCUGAUAUUCACCUUGCGGUUCAUCCCUAUAAGCUUCCCCCUCUGACUGUGGCCAUCCUCUCCAUGCUGGGUCUGGUGGCUCUGCUGCUCCUGGUGUGUCUGCUCUCCUGCCAGAUCAACGUGCGCCGCCGUGCCGAGAAGGCCAAGAAGAUCACCCUCAUCGCCCAGCAGGCCGGCAAACCAGAAGGAGACGCUUUCAGACAGGUGGUUCAAGAGGCCUACUCAAGGUUCACCGAGGAUUCUAUCACCCAGUCGCAGUGGGACCAAAACACGGAUAACACAGAAGUUGAAAUCAAGGGUCUUGAGGUAUCCAAAGCUGGCCGCUAUCAAACCCUUUCCUCCGACAAGAACUUGCUGGAGAUGAGCGACUCCGGGGUGGAGUUCACCUCCUCUGCGUUCCCGCUCGACAGUGACACGGACGUGCCCAUGACCUACGCCUCCCACAAGCCGCUCCUUGACUCUGUCCACUCCGACGGCUUCGUGACCGCGCAGCCCACCCUCGCCGAGGGCACCGAGAGCAUCUCGCGCACCCCCGACUCCAUCCUGAGCGGCAGCCCUGCCAGCCUGCCCAAGGCCAAUGGCCAGCCCGACGUCGAUCUCAUGGGGCGCACCACCCCCGAUUUGGCACCCAGGGGCCCAGAGGUAGAUGGCGUUGCGGUCCCUGCCCCCGCAGGCAGCCCUGCUAAAGAGCCCUGCAAGGACGCAGGGCCUGCAGGAGAAGCUAUUUCCACAGUAUCUGGUGCUACUGAGAAUGCCACAACUUGA